This is a messenger RNA of Argentina anserina (silverweed cinquefoil), 1966 nucleotides long. Its product is annotated as alanine aminotransferase 2. Lineage: Eukaryota; Viridiplantae; Streptophyta; Magnoliopsida; Rosales; Rosaceae. The record is from RefSeq and is a predicted model, not a curated record. The transcript is spliced from 15 exons. Gene Ontology annotation, molecular function: pyridoxal phosphate binding; L-alanine:2-oxoglutarate transaminase activity. Gene Ontology annotation, biological process: biosynthetic process. Bases 126 to 1751 code for a protein of 541 amino acids.
CGAACGUGCCCCCAGCAAAACCAAACACAACACACAGACACAUAAGCCUAUCUGACUAUCUGUCACAACCGCAUCAAAUCUGAUACAUAGUCCUCUUCAGCUCCAUCACUAUAAAAGCGAAAGGCAUGCGGAGAUUCGUAAGCGGCAGACUGAGAAGCCUUAUCGUUCAGUCUUUACAGACCAAGCAGCACCAGAUUCGCACUCCUCACCUUCACAACCAAACACCUGCACUUCUAAGUCGCUUCUUGUCUUCCUCCACCUCUGUUGUUGACGUCCCGUCUUCCAUGGCUGACAAAUCGCCUUCUCCGGCCACUCUUACUCUUGGGAAUAUCAAUCCUAAGGUUGUGGAGUGUGAAUAUGCUGUCCGAGGUGAAAUUGUCAUUCUUGCAGGGAAACUUCAAGAGGCUUUGAAGGCUAAUCCAGGCUCUCUUCCUUUUGAUGAGAUACUCUACUGCAAUAUUGGAAAUCCUCAGUCUCUUGGUCAGCAGCCAAUCACUUAUUUCCGAGAGGUUCUUGCAUUGUGUGACCAUCCAACCAUCUUGGACAAGAGUGAAACACAAGGCUUGUUCAGUGCCGAUUCAAUUGAGCGGGCAUGGGAGAUUCUUGAUCAAAUUCCUGGAAGAGCAACUGGUGCUUACAGUCACAGUCAGGGUAUCAAGGGAUUACGUGACACAAUUGCUGCUGGAAUUGAAGCUCGUGAUGGAUAUCCUGCUGAUCCAAAUGAUCUUUUCUUAACAGAUGGUGCAAGCCCCGCGGUCCAUAUGAUGAUGAGAUUGCUGAUAAGAUCAGAAAAUGAUGGGAUUCUUUGUCCCAUUCCUCAAUACCCUCUGUACUCCGCUUCAAUUGCUCUCCAUGGUGGCACACUGGUUCCUUACUAUCUUGAUGAGGCAUCAGGGUGGGGUCUAGAAGUUUCCGAUUUGAAGAAGCAAUUAGAGGAUGCAAAGUCUAAGGGUGUCUGUGUGAGGGCCUUGGUGGUUAUAAACCCAGGAAACCCAACUGGUCAGGUUCUGGCUGAGGAAAACCAGAAGCAGAUUGUGGAAUUCUGUAAGCAAGAAGGUCUUGUUUUACUGGCAGAUGAGGUGUAUCAAGAGAACAUAUAUGUUCCUGAUAAGGAGUUCCAUUCAUUCAAGAAAGUAGCCAACUCUAUGGGAUACGGUGAUAAGGAUAUUUCACUGGUAUCUUUUCAGUCAGUCUCUAAAGGGUACUAUGGUGAGUGUGGAAAAAGAGGUGGAUACAUGGAAAUCACUGGAUUCAGUCCUGAAGUGCGGGAACAAAUAUACAAAAUGGCAUCUGUCAAUCUUUGUUCUAAUAUCAGUGGUCAAAUCCUAGCAAGCCUUGUCAUGAGUCCGCCAAAGGUUGGAGAUGAAUCCUAUGAAUUGUAUUUUUCAGAGAAAGAUGGAAUUCUGUCAUCCCUAAAAAGGCGUGCAAAGACAUUAGAGGAUGCAUUGAACAGCCUGGAGGGCGUAACAUGCAACAGAGCCGAGGGGGCAAUGUAUCUAUUUCCUCGCAUAGAUCUUCCUCAAAAGGCAAUCAAAGCAGCAGAGGGUGAAAAGGCAGCUCCAGAUGCUUUCUAUUGCAAACGCCUACUGAAUGCCACUGGAAUUGUAGUUGUUCCUGGUUCUGGUUUCGGACAGGUUCCUGGCACCUGGCAUUUUAGAUGCACAAUCCUGCCUCAAGAGGAUAAAAUUCCAGCUGUCGUAGACCGUCUAACAGAGUUCCACAAAAAAUUUAUGGACGAGUUCCGUGACUAGAUUUACCAGUUAAUCUUUCUUCAGGUGGUUCAGAAUAAUAUUGAGUGCAGUAGUCAUUCAAUAGAGAUGGAUAGAUGACCCUUAUGUGACAGAUUUCGAAUUCCUAGUCUUCUAUUGUUUCUAUGGAGAACCAAGUUGGGCAAACAGUGUAUGUGUUGAUGCAGUCCCAUUUAAAAUAUUACAGUUUUGAAAUCACACAAGGUUUUUUGCAUUUA